CGGACGGGCGCCGGACCCUUUUCGGUGCCGGACUUCCUUUUUGCCACCACGAUGGCGCUGAGCGGCCAGAAGCAGGAUGAGGCCGGAGUUGAGGAGGAAGGGAUGGCCGAGGAGGAGCGGACGGACUCGGAGUCCGAGGAAGAAGAGGGGGGUCUGGCCAGGCCUGGGCCUCGCAGGCACCGCGGAGGGGGAGACUUUGCCUUGGGCUUCAUCUUUGCUGAGAAGGAGGCUGCCUUUGCAGCAGGAGGCGGGAGCUGGGCCGAGGCGCUGGGGCAGAUGCUGCGGAAGAAGAAAUCAGCCACCAGCCUCGACGAGAAGAUCGCGGCCGUGAGGAAGAGGAGGAGGGACCAGGAGAAGCAGACCAAACUGGGCUCAGCGAAGCAGGUGGAUGAAAAAGUGGACCAGGAGGAUGAGGAGAAGGCAAACAGCGAGGAUGAGGAGGAGGAAGGGAAAGAGGAAGAGGAGGAGUCAGAGUAUUCCUCAGCAGACGAGAGCCUCUUUGCCAAAGCGGAUACACUCAAACUGAAACAGCGGCGGAAGCGGAAACGAGGCGGCGAAGAGGCAGAAGAGCUGUGUUUUGGGGAAGAUGCUUCUCAGUACGACGACAGCCUCUCCUUCCAGGACAUGAACCUCUCCCGGCCUUUGCUGAAGGCGAUAUCUGCCUUGGGCUUCAAGCAGCCGACCCCCAUCCAGAAGGCCUGCAUCCCAGUGGGGCUGCUGGGGAAGGACAUCUGUGCGUGCGCAGCCACAGGGACAGGCAAGACGGCAGCCUUUAUGCUCCCGGUGCUGGAACGCCUGAUCUACAAGCCCCGCCAGGCGCCGGUCACGAGGGUCCUGGUGCUGGUUCCCACCCGAGAACUGGGCAUCCAGGUGCAUGCCGUCACCAAGCAGCUGGCCCAGUUCUGCAGCAUCACGUCCAGCCUGGCAGUGGGUGGCCUGGACCUCAAGACCCAGGAGGCCGCUCUCCGCUCGGGACCAGACAUCCUCAUUGCGACCCCCGGCCGCCUGAUUGACCACCUGCACAACUGCCCCUCCUUCCACCUGGGCAGCAUCGAGGUCCUCAUCCUGGAUGAGGCUGACAGGAUGCUGGACGAAUACUUUGAGGAGCAGAUGAAGGAGAUCAUUCGCCUGUGUGCCCGCCACCGCCAGACGAUGCUCUUUUCUGCCACCAUGACGGAGGAGGUGAAGGACUUGGCCUCAGUCUCCCUGAAGAACCCUGUCCGGAUCUUUGUGAACAGCAACACAGACGUGGCACCCUUCCUGCGGCAGGAGUUUGUGCGCAUCCGACCCAGCCGUGAGGGGGACCGGGAGGCCAUUGUGGCAGCGCUCCUGACCCGGACCUUCGCCGACCACGUGAUGCUCUUCACGCAGACCAAGAAGCAGGCGCACCGCCUCCACAUCCUCCUGGGCCUCCUGGGCCUGCGGGUGGGGGAGCUCCACGGGAACCUCUCGCAGGCGCAGCGCCUGGAGGGCCUCCGGCGCUUCAAGGACGAGCAGAUCGAUGUGCUGGUGGCCACGGACGUGGCGGCCAGAGGGCUGGACAUCGAAGGAGUCAAAACAGUGAGUCCAUCCCUCCCUCCUCCUCCUUUUCAAGCUUGCCACCCCUCAGAAUAGAAUCCAAGAGUAGGA
Molecule: messenger RNA, 1629 nt
Organism: Anolis sagrei ordinatus
Lineage: Eukaryota; Metazoa; Chordata; Lepidosauria; Squamata; Anolidae
Source: RefSeq, a predicted model, not a curated record